Molecule: messenger RNA, 694 nt
Organism: Halichondria panicea
Lineage: Eukaryota; Metazoa; Porifera; Demospongiae; Suberitida; Halichondriidae
Product: transmembrane protein 233-like
Exons: 4
Coding region: 63-605 (180 amino acids)
Cellular component (GO): membrane
Source: RefSeq, a predicted model, not a curated record
UGUGUAUCUUCUUCCCAACACUGAACACUGAACACUGAACACUGAACACAGGCUGCAUUGCGAUGACAGACUACAACACUCCAUUCCCCACGGCCCCGCCACCACAACAUGCACAACAUGUCAACCCUCCAUCUUAUUCUGAAAACCCUCAAUCAUACGGGUCCACUAACUAUGCCCCAGGCUACCAAGGAGGUGCUGGCUAUCAGCAGCAGCAACCUUACAACACAGCCUAUCCCCCCAGCACAUACCAGCCUGCCCCACUCGUGUACAACACCACCAACACUACUACUGUGGUCAACACACAACCAAACCUCCCUACUUAUCGUGCACCCAAACCCUCCUCCUAUAUAUGGCUGUCUGUCAUCACCAUGCUCUGUUGUUGCUUUGUGCUAGGACUGAUUGCUCUCAUUAUUGGUCUGGAGGUGGACAAUGCUUACAACUGUGGCAAUGAUGCUAGAGCCAGGGAGAAGUCCAAGAAAGCUCUGGGAUUCUCGAUAUCAGCCAUUGCAUUUGGUGUUGUCAUUCACCUCUCAUGGAUUGGAACUGUUAUCUAUAUAUAUGCAGUUCUCUUCAACGUCAAUAGAAACACUUACCCUCCUUACUGAACAGAACUGAUCAUGUGUGUGUACAUGCGUGUUUGUGGACUUUGCAUAAUGGAUAUUUGUUUUGUAAAAAAAACCCUUUGUAAUUGUGA